This is a messenger RNA of Pseudogymnoascus destructans, 1063 nucleotides long. RefSeq lists its product as uncharacterized. Gene Ontology annotation, cellular component: kinetochore. Bases 160 to 903 code for a protein of 247 amino acids. Gene Ontology annotation, biological process: kinetochore assembly. Lineage: Eukaryota; Fungi; Ascomycota; Leotiomycetes; Thelebolales; Thelebolaceae. The record is from RefSeq and is a predicted model, not a curated record. The transcript has 3 exons.
CGUGUUUGUUUAUGCUGGAGUUACUGGGAUGCAUAAGAGUCGAUAUCCGUCAUUUCUACGCCUAUACUGACUGAUAAAGACUCAUAUUUCACAUUGACUGCCAUAUUCACAGCCACAUACACAUCUUUCACAAAGAAUUGCAGCAUCAAAAAUAAAUAAAUGUCUACGCCAGACAUCGACGCCGCCGCCGCGAGCGGAAUCGCUGGUCUAGAAAUCACGAACCCUGACGUCCCAAAAGACAGCUUCACUGAGCUGCAACUCUCCGAACUCGAGCGACAAAUCCUCGACCUCUACGACCGUCUCGAAGAGCUCCAGCUCGAGAUCGGCCUACUCAGCGCCCCAGAAGCCACGCAGGAUGCAUCUGCCGAGGAAGUCACCGAUGAAGACCUCCAAGCCGAGCAGAAGGCGCUGUUAGAAGCUAAAGCGCGGUAUUCGUUGAAGAAGAGUAUCGCCGAGGGUAUCCUGGUGGCGAAUCCGAUACUGAAUGCUGUGCAUGCUGGGUCGAAUGCUAGUCCGAUAGAACGGGACCUCCUCCCGUUGGUUCAGCAGCGCGACGACGUAUCUACGGAACUUGCAGCCACAGCGGCGCAGGUGCUCGCUGCCAGAGAAGCACUCACAGCCGUCGAGGCGGAGCAAGUGGUGCUGGCGCGGAGUAACACGGAGUUGGCGGGCAGGAUGGUGGGGCUUGCGGAGCAGGUGGAAGGGCAGAAGAAGGGGGAUAUCACGGAUCCAGAGAUGAGGGGGAAGAUUGAGGAGAUGGAGCGGGAGGUGAGGAGGAGUCGGCAGAGGUGGAGGUUGAUGAAGGGGGUUGCGAGUGGGGUUGUGGCGGGGAGUGGGGUGGACUGGGCGAGGGAUGAGAAGUUGAGGGCGUUGGUGCUAGAUGAUGAUAGCGAUGACGAGUAGAGGGUGGGUUGUUACAGGGUACUGGGUCACUGUAUAUCAUUGUUAAUUUAAGAGGCGACGAGUUGUGGGAUGAGCUCCAUGUACUUGUGCCGCUGUAUAGCUCACGAUUUUACCAGCAUUUUAAAAUCAUGGAAUUUUAUCUCUUGAAUUCCAUUUGGAG